GAAUUCACCCAGAAGAAGAAGAAAAGGAGUUUACCCCUUACCGUUGAAUGACAGUAGAGCAAAGUUUACAGUUUGUACAGUUUCGUCUCUGAGCCUCGGAGCAACUCACCGAACUCCGGGACUGUAGCCGCAGCCGUUUCUGACACCUGGACUGACUGCGUCGCCCUGUAACGAUGCGGGACCGGACGAAAGAAUUAGGAAAUAAUCCGGACGCUUCAGAGGACGACGAUGAGGGCCAAGCUCUGAUGAUCAAACCUGGAACCUCUUCAGCCAAAGAGGAGAAGGAAAAUGAAGCGUUCCUUAAAAAAAUGCAAGAAAUUCACGAGGGGCUGAACAACCUCAAAGGGAUCGUGUCUGAACUCGAGAAUAAGCAGAAAAAGGUGCUGGGUGUGCCGCUGCCGGAAGAGAGCAUGAAGAAAGAGCUCCAAACUCUUCGGGACGAGUUCAAAACGUUGGCGACUCAGAUCCAGAAAAAACUGAAGAGUAUUGAACCGAAGAAGGGAGAAGAUGACGGAAAAUAUAUCUCCAUAAAUGUUCGCAUGCAGCGGACCCAGCACGGCGUCUUGACAAAGGAGUUGGUGGAGCUGAUGGGUCGCUGUAACACCAUCCAGUCUCAGUACAGAGACCGCAACGUGGAGAGGAUACAGAGGCAGCUGAAAAUCACUGGGAACAAUACGACAGACGAGGAGCUGGACCGGAUGCUGGAAAGCGGGGAGACCGACGUCUUCACACAAAAUAUCCUGAUUGACGCUCAAGCGACGAAGCAGGCACUGAAUGAGAUCGAGUCCCGACACGACGAGAUCCUGAAGCUGGAGAGGAGCAUCAGAGACCUGCACGACAUGUUUCAGUACCUCGCCAUGGAGGUGGAGGCUCAGGGGGAGAUGGUCAACAGGAUCGAUAACAACAUCAAACAGUCGUCUAACUACGUGGAGAAGGCGAAAGUAAACACAGAGCAGGCUGUGACGUAUCAAAAGAAAGCACGAAAGAAGAAGAUCUGGAUUGCGAUCUGCUUGGCCAUCCUCAUCCUCAUCUUAGUCAUCUCAUUGGUCUCCACCUUCGGCACCUAACACCAGGCAGCGCAAAGUCGUGGUCGUCGUGCGGUUCGGGUGAAGCUCAUUCUGGUUUCAUGUAAAUAAUUUCACAGGAUGAACUCGUGAAUUAUGUUAGUCAGUUUUGUCACUUUCUUCGCCCCCUCUGGAUAUUUUUUUGGUCCUUUUCAAAUACUCUAAUCCCCCCGAUCCAAACGGCCUUUUUGUUAUUGUUUGUUUUAUGAGAAGAAGAGCCCCGCCCCCACCCUCUUCUCUGACAGAAUACCCCGACAUCGCCCUGCAUCACCGCUCCCACUCAAGAGGCAGUACUGCUGAUUUUUUUUGGACCUCCCUCGCCCCUCUCAGAUUCUGGUCUGCAACACAAAGACCAGGAGAACUGUUACAUCAGCGCCUCUUCCCUUCCUUAAACACAGAAAGGAAAAAAAAGAGGAUCAAAGUGGCCUCGAGCGACGCACAACGCAGUAUUGAGACCCGACCCAGGCGCUGGUCAUACUGUACUCAGGAAAACUGUGCGCUGACUCUCGUUAACAACAACUGUCAUAAAGUAGAGAUUUCUUUUACAGGCUGAUCUAGAAAAUAGUCAAUUAAUAUAAUUGUACAUAACCUAUAAUGUUUGAUGAAGACAUUGUUUAUGCAGAUUUUUAAAACUUGAAAUGGCCUUCCUGUAACACGUGUAAAUACAGAUGUUUUUGUGUGUGAUAGCAGCCCCCCCCCCCUCGUUUUAUUUUACAUCGAGGUGUCUCAACACUGCAAGAAGCGGCCCAAGGCCCACGUUUUAUUUGUCCUACCAGGUUGUAUUUAUGAUUUUUUUUUUUGUGUGAGAGCUGCUACAGGAAACAUGAACACAUAAUGAAAUCUUUUUCUUCAGCGCGGUGCCUUCUCGUCUGAGCGGCUGAAGGUGAGAUCGUCAUGUCGUGCACUAACUUUGUCAAGAAGGGAUGGAGUGAGUUUUUUUUAAUUCUUGUUUGUAAAAUAUGUUUGAAUUCACAGAAGCAGUGUUUCCGAGUCCUCCCGGUUUAUCAUGAUACAUUUACUCGCAGUCUAAGGAUUUUUCUUGAACCGUUUGUCUCGAUUGUGCAAAGCCUCCUCUUGUCUCGAUAGUUCAAUUUGGCUCGAAGAUCCUGGAGAAGUGGUGACACCUCGACGGGUGCUCGGAUCAUUAUUGCAGAUUAUUAGUUUUCAUUUGAUCUAGAAAACAGUAACGUGUGUUUAUCCCAGUUACUCAAAGUCAAAGGUGAUGAGAGGAAAUGGCUUUUUCUUGAUUCUAAACAGAAAGAUAUUCACUUUAACCAAAACCCCCUAUCGGAGGUAAAGUGAACAUUAUUUAGCAGCUGGUGAGAGACAGUCACGCUACUGUGGUGUUAAAAAUGACUUUGACCAAUCAUGAGUCGGUGGAGUUUGUGGCUCCUGCUCAAUACGACAAAUUGUUGAAUGAAAAAUCAAACAGUUUGUGUCCGGUCCUGAUUCAAGUCUCCAUUGGAAACAGAAAAAGGUCGACAAAAAGCAAAGCUUCCACUUUGCUGCUGUUCAAUUUUUUGCAUCGCUCUUUUUUUCUGAGUAUUCAUGUUUUUAAAAUAAAAUACUGCCAUGUUAUAAAA
This is a messenger RNA of Labrus bergylta (ballan wrasse), 2647 nucleotides long. It is a transcript of the gene stx4, whose product is annotated as syntaxin 4. The record is from RefSeq and is a predicted model, not a curated record. Gene Ontology annotation, molecular function: SNAP receptor activity; SNARE binding. Gene Ontology annotation, cellular component: SNARE complex; synaptic vesicle; endomembrane system. NCBI's taxonomy places the organism in Eukaryota, Metazoa, Chordata, Actinopteri, Labriformes, Labridae. Gene Ontology annotation, biological process: exocytosis; synaptic vesicle fusion to presynaptic active zone membrane; intracellular protein transport.